Messenger RNA from Dinoponera quadriceps, 2620 nucleotides. RefSeq names its product phosphoenolpyruvate carboxykinase [GTP]-like. The record is from RefSeq and is a predicted model, not a curated record. The transcript is spliced from 7 exons. NCBI's taxonomy places the organism in Eukaryota, Metazoa, Arthropoda, Insecta, Hymenoptera, Formicidae. Gene Ontology annotation, biological process: cellular response to dexamethasone stimulus; gluconeogenesis; hepatocyte differentiation. Gene Ontology annotation, cellular component: cytosol. The coding region runs from base 42 to 2207 and encodes 721 amino acids. Gene Ontology annotation, molecular function: phosphoenolpyruvate carboxykinase (GTP) activity; manganese ion binding; GTP binding.
CUGUCGCAUAUAAAGAAGUCUUUCCGACGAGGCAGGCCGACAUGCCGCCUAAACUCCACCGCAUCAGCUGGCAAGACCUGGCGCGAAUUUCGCGACGGUUCGACGGCAGCAGGAACUUCUUCGUCGAUUCCGGCUUUAGGGACAGCGUCGCCGCACGAACGAAUUUCAGUACAAUUUAUGUCACGAAGACGUUCAACAACAGCCGUUCCAUACAUCUGUUAACACCGUCGGCCUUCAGGAACGAGAGAGCCCGCAAGAUGCCACACGCCGUCGAUAUUUACCAUCAGUCCCCAUUCCCGAAAUUUCUGGUGACCCACGCAGCGAAAAAUCCGUCGGUCAAAUAUGAUUACGAUUACAUUGGCAAAACACCGUUAUUGAAUGCGUCCGCGGUAGAAAUCUCGGCGAAGCUCCGCCACUACAUCGAGGAGUGUGCUUCUCUGUGCUGUCCCAAGGACAUCUACAUCUGCAACGGCACAGACGCGGAAUACGUGCAACUUCUGAAUAUUCUGCAGAAAAACGGCACUAUCGAGAAUUUACCGAAAUAUGAAAAUUGCUGGCUGGCUAAAACGAACCCUGCGGAUGUCGCACGCGUUGAGAAACGCACCUUCAUCAGCACAGACGUGAAGAACGACACCAUCCCUACACCGCGAAAAGGUACAAUCGGAGAGCUCGGCAACUGGAUGUCUCCGAACGACAUGGACGACGCUAUCUUGCAACGUUUUCCGGGUUGCAUGAAGGGACGUACCAUGUACGUGAUUCCCUUCAGCAUGGGGCCCGUGGGCUCGCCGCUUUCAAAAAUCGGCAUCGAGAUUACCGACUCGGCUUACGUGGUAUGCUCGAUGAGGGUGAUGACCAGGAUGGGAGGUAAGGUGCUCGAGACGCUGGGGAACGACGACUUCGUCAAGUGUUUGCAUUCGGUGGGCAUCCCGAGGCACGAUUCCAAGACCGUCGUGAACUACUCGUGGCCGUGCGAUCCCGAAAGAACGAUUAUUCUACACCGACCCGCGAAGAACGAGAUCGUGUCUUACGGAAGCGGUUACGGCGGCAACUCUUUGCUAGGGAAGAAAUGCUUCGCCCUCCGUAUCGGCUCGACGAUAGCCAGGAAAGAAGGAUGGCUCGCCGAACAUAUGCUCAUAUUAGGCAUCACGAAUCCGAAGGGCAAGAAGCGUUACAUCGCCGCCGCUUUCCCGAGUGCGUGCGGCAAGACGAAUCUUGCGAUGAUGCAGCCCACUUUGCCGGGUUACAAGAUCGAGUGUGUCGGUGACGACAUCGCGUGGAUGAGAUUCGACGAUAAGGGACGAUUGCGCGCUAUCAAUCCGGAGAACGGAUUCUUCGGCGUCGCGCCUGGCACGAGCUCCGGCACAAAUCCCAAUGCCAUGAGGACGAUCUUCAGGAAUACCAUUUUCACCAACGUGGCCUCAACCAGCGACGGCGGAGUGUAUUGGGAAGGAAUGGAGAAAGAAAUCGGGGAUAACGUUCAGGUGGUAGACUGGAGAGGCAACGAUUGGUCCAGAGGCACGAAGACGCCGGCUGCGCAUCCGAACUCGAGAUUCUGCACGCCGGCUAAGCAAUGUCCCAUAAUCGAUCCCGCUUGGGAAGAUCCAACCGGUGUUCCGAUCGACGCUAUACUAUUCGGAGGCCGAAGGCCCGAAGGCGUGCCUUUAAUUUACCAGGCUCGAAGCUGGCAGCACGGCGUUUUCAUCGGCGCCUCGAUGAGGUCCGAGGCUACCGCCGCCGCUGAGCACAAGGGUAAAGUGAUCAUGCACGAUCCGUUCGCGAUGAGACCGUUCUUCGGCUACAACUUCGGGCAUUAUCUCGCGCACUGGCUGAGCAUGGCGAACGUGAAAAACGCCAAGCUGCCGGCGAUAUUCCACGUAAACUGGUUCAGGAAGAGCCCGAGCGGCAACUUCCUCUGGCCGGGAUUCGGCGAGAACUCCCGCGUACUCGACUGGAUUCUCCGAAGGAUCGACGGCGAGGACAUCGCCGCGGAGUCGGCCAUCGGCCUGUUGCCGACACCUGGAUCUAUCAACGUUGAAAAUCUCAACGAGGACGUGGACAUGACGGAGUUGUUCCGGCUGCCGAAGACCUUUUGGCAAAAGGAGGUCGAAGAUUUGGGGGAGUACUUUGACGCUCAAGUGGGACGAGAUUUACCCGAGGCAAUCGCAUUGGAGCUCAAACGUCUUUCCCAUAACGUCGAUAAUCUUUAAUUUCCUCACGCUCAUCCACCGAGCGCACAAUCGACGUGUUGAUAUCCGUUGCUAAGAAAAAUUCCAAGUAUUCAUAUCUGAGGGUAAAGUUUCGCGCGGCUGGGGUCCGGGAAUAAUCGAAAGGAGCACUGACCGAUUUCCGACUGUAAUUUCUCUCGUCGGUGCUCUUGAUUAAUCUCGCUUAACAGAAACGAAGAUAUUACUUGCAAAUGCGAAAAUCGACUACCAGCAUGUGACAAGGAGAAAUUUUUAAUAUACACACUCAGACGGCAGGAACUUCUAAAAGACAUCUUCGGGACAUCUUGAAGAUGUCUAAAGAUAAACAUCCUUAUUUUUUCAAACGUCUUUUAGAAGCUCCUAUUUACUUGGGUGCGUGUGACUACAAAAUACAACAAUGUUUCCUAUAUAUCUUA